UAUGCAAUAUUUGCUAUUGUAGUCAAAGCUAUUAAAAAGCAGAUAAGGAAGAUACAAAAAUAUGAAUAAUUUAAAAAUUAUAAAUUAUAAAUCUUUGUUUAAUUAUCAACAUUUAAAGACUUUAAGUUGUCGCAAUAUAGCAGUAAAAAUUAUUCAGAAACCAGAAGUGAAACAUGAGACGCAUGAUGAGAAAAAUAUUAGACUUCAAAGAGCACUUUCUCCACAUUUAACGAUUUACAAAUAUCAGCUAACCAGUGUUUUGUCGAUAACUCAUAGGUUUACGGGUAUUGCACUAACUGGUUAUGCAAUAACUUUGGGCUUAAGUGCGCUGGUUUUACCACACGAUUUUUCUCAUUUUGUAACAAUAGUUGAAGGGUUGAAUAUGAGCGAAAAUACUUUAGUUAUUUUGAAAACUCUGUUGGCAUUUCCAGUUGUGUAUCAUGGCUGCAAUGGUGUUCGACAUUUAUUAUGGGAUAAAGCUAAAUUUUUAACUAUUAAGGAGGUAUAUGCAACAGGUUAUGUGAUGCUAAUAGCUUCAAUUGGUGUAACAAUUCUUUUAGCUUUACUGUAGAUCAUUAUCUAACAAUUUGCUACAUGUAUGAAAUUAAAGUUCGUUAUGAUUAAAAAACUGUAGUCUCAUUGGAAA
Molecule: messenger RNA, 646 nt
Organism: Condylostylus longicornis
Lineage: Eukaryota; Metazoa; Arthropoda; Insecta; Diptera; Dolichopodidae
Product: succinate dehydrogenase cytochrome b560 subunit, mitochondrial-like
Exons: 1
Coding region: 62-571 (169 amino acids)
Biological process (GO): tricarboxylic acid cycle; mitochondrial electron transport, succinate to ubiquinone
Cellular component (GO): membrane
Molecular function (GO): succinate dehydrogenase activity; electron transfer activity
Source: RefSeq, a predicted model, not a curated record